CGAAAGGGUGUUUGCGACUGCCUAUUGAGAAUAUCAAGAUUUGGUGGUGUGACUGCUGUAUUGUGAUGAGUUCAGCCACUACAACUUGGCCACGAACGAGUGGACGAGUGGUGUUAUGUCAUAAAGCGGUUGACGAAUCAAAAGGCAAUACCAGACUUGGUUCCUUGCGUUUCCCUGUUUUUGCAUCGAUUUUUGAGCUCCAGACAACGCAAUAAAAUUCCACAUUCAAGGGCUGAGAAAAGCUGGAUAUAUCUUGCAUCUUCCCAAACAUAAACUCAAAUUUGUCCACCAAAAGCGCGGAGUAAUCACCAACAGGAUCAACCCUCAUCCUCUGAUAACAUCGCCGCAAGUCAACAACAACUCUCAAUUUCCAAAACAGGCAAUCAUCUCAAAAAUGAAGACCGGAUUCUUUCACCAUAUCGGCACAUUCUUGCUGUUUGCUGCCACUAUUCUCCUCUUAAUUACCUCAAUCUCAGCGCCAGUCAUCAACUCGAUCGCGCUAUUGAGAGUGAGACUUGAUAAUGGAGGAUUGGUUGAGUUUGGUAGUUGGGGUUAUUGCUUGCAAGGCUCGGACGACUCGUAUGUUUUUUUCUGGUUCCUAUCAUGAAUUUCACAGGAAAGCUAACAACUCAAACAGAUUUAGAGCAAGGUUCAAUUUCAAUGACGGAGAUCAAUGCACAGGAAAGCACAUUGGUUAUAACCCAGCUGAAUUUGUGCAAUCUCUCGACAACACCCAAUACAACAGAGCCCAGAUCGAUACUACAAAAGCACUUACACGCGUGAUGGUUCUCCACCCAGUCGCAUGCGCUCUUGCAUUCAUCGCCUUCCUCUUCGCAGCAGGCUCUGGCUUUUGCGGAGCAAUCUUUGGUGCUGUCACCGCGACAGUUGCCUGGAUCGUUACACUUGUGGUGAUGGCCACUGAUUUUGUCUUGUUUGGAAUUAUCAAGAACCACAUCAACGACGAUGGCAGCGGAAGUCACGCAUACUUCCAUACUGCCAUGUGGACCCUCUUGGCUGCAUUCAUCUGUCUAUUCUUCGGAACACUCAUCGUCUUCUUCACAUGCUGUUCUUCGAGAAUGCACAGACAAAACCAUGUCGCAGUAAAGCAUGAGACAGGGUACGCACACGGUACACCGGUACGAAAGAGACAUUUCUGGCAACGCCGAACUACCAGAUACUAGAUGCUUCGUCGACGAGAAGAAGGCGGGAAACGAGGAGAACUUGACAAAGACACGCACCAGGCAUGAGUGUGAAUGUGAGAGUGGGGUUAAUAUUGGGGAAUGGACUUGUACAAUUCAAAAAUGACUGGUGUUGAACCGGAGCGGGAAUGCGUGUUUUUACGAGAUACCAUGGAUUUCCUUUUUACUUAAUGUUUUUUACUGCUAGCGCUAUGAUACCAACUGAGCACUUAAUUCCAAACAAAAUUCAAACAACAAGGCUUGCAACUCGCAUGAAUUUGUCAAACAGAUGAAAUAUUAGCAAUUGUUAGUGUUGACAUCCUAUGUUUUCAUCAUACCAACAAUUCUCGAAUAGUACAUGACCAUAAUCCGAAAGUUGUUCGCACAAUGAAUGAAUAGAUGUUCCCAACUUCUCCCUAACCUUACAUAAGGUUGUGAGCAGUAGAGUUCCGACCCUAUUCAUUUAAACCUCUUCGUAGACUUUGCAAGGCACAGUGUGCUUGAAAUAUAACAAGAGUCUGGACAAAGAAUUUGGCAAGAAAGAACCUCGAUGGGCCGUCGU
This is a messenger RNA of Hymenoscyphus albidus, 1740 nucleotides long. The record is from the annotation of a GenBank genome assembly. Lineage: Eukaryota; Fungi; Ascomycota; Leotiomycetes; Helotiales; Helotiaceae.